AUGCUGCUGAUUACAGAACUUUCUGCCUAUCAUCGUUUGAGGCAUUCGGAACGACAGCGACGACGAUAUAAGCAACUGCUUAAACAACAACAGCUCCAGAAGCAACGAACCAAUGAUACCAUCGUCGACGACCAGUUCUAUGGGAAUUCUCGAAGGCAGUUGGGCAAUUACGAUGCGACAAGGAAUAAAAUGAAAACUCAUCACAGAGUAAGUAUUUUUCAAUGCGCAGUUCUACUGACGGAAUUUAUGAAGUUCUACACAAAAUCCAUUAAUGCAAUAAUUUUUCUCCUUGCAGAACUUUCUGCCUAUCAUCGUUUGAGGCAUUCGGAACGACAGCGACGACGAUAUAAGCAACUGCUUAAACAACAACAGCUCCAGAAGCAACGAACCAAUGAUACCAUCGUCGACGACCAGUUCUAUGGGAAUUCUCGAAGGCAGCUGGGCAAUUACGAUGCGACAAGGAAUAAAAUGAAAACUCAUCAUAGAGUAAGUAUUUUUCAAUGCGCAAUUCUACUGACGUCAUCAACAACACCAAUGCCUUACGUUGAUCCACAUGGAUAA
Gongylonema pulchrum is the source of this 561-nucleotide messenger RNA. NCBI's taxonomy places the organism in Eukaryota, Metazoa, Nematoda, Chromadorea, Rhabditida, Gongylonematidae. The record is from the annotation of a GenBank genome assembly.